Messenger RNA from Erythranthe guttata (spotted monkey flower), 1388 nucleotides. NCBI's taxonomy places the organism in Eukaryota, Viridiplantae, Streptophyta, Magnoliopsida, Lamiales, Phrymaceae. The record is from RefSeq and is a predicted model, not a curated record.
AAAAAACAAAAAAAAUUAAAAUAAAAAAACAUUCCCUAUAUCCCAUCCGUUAAAUUUGGCGGCAGCAAAACCGCAACUUCUCACACUUUCGCGCAAAAAUCAAGAUUUUCUCGAAUCUCUUCUCCCUUAGAGAAAACCUUCAUUUGACUACUGCAUUUUCCUUUUCCGUAUUUUUCUCCCAAGAUUCUUGCAGAAAAAAAAAUUAAAUAGAAAAAAUGGAAUCUGAAACUGCAUCUCCGAAUCUUUUCUGUGAAGAAGAUGCAUCAACUUUGAACGAACACAGCGAAGAAAAAGAUGAAGAUUUGCAGUACUGUUCAGUUUCCGAUGCAGACAACGUGUUUGUCGAAAUGCCUCUUCAACGAAAAAUCGCGUUUCGAUGGAAUCAAAGAAGGUGGCUUAAAGUCGCCCGUUCCGACGCCAUCAAAUGGAUUAUAGAUACAAAGGCCAUCUUCAGAUAUCAAUACCGUACUGCUUACCUCUCGUUGAUUUAUAUCGAUCGGUUUCUAGCACGAAGAUGGAUUUCUGAAGGGCAAUUGUGGAAUAUUAAAUUAUUAUCGGUGGCUUGUUUAUCUCUGGCUGCAAAAAUGGAGGAAAUUCGAGCAAUGCCGGUAACACGAUAUCAUGUAGAGGGAUAUAAUUUUCAAGGAAAUACGAUUCAGAAAAUGGAAUUAAUGGUCCUAAAUACAUUGGAAUGGAAAAUGAAUUCCGUCACCCCGUUCGCUUAUCUCAACUACUUCGUCACUAAAUUCUGCGACGAAGAAACUAGGCGUCGAGAACUCGUGAUCGAAGCUGCUGAGGUUAUUUUCACCAUAAUCGGAGAGAUAAAUCUAGUGGAACAUCAAUCAUCUACUAUUGCAGCAGCAUCGGUUUUAGCAGCUUAUAAUUUUCAAUUAACGAAAACGGAAUUGGAUUCUAAGAUCGAUUUAGUUCCAUCUUUGGAGAAAGAGCAUACUUCUUCGUUUUAUCGUUUACUUCAAGAAAUGUUGACGCUGAAAACCCCAGAAUCUGCGGCUAUUCCUCCCAAUUCGUCGCAAAUCGAUGAGUCGACAAAUGCAUCGAGAGUUGGUACCAAAAGAAGACUCGAUUUUGACGAUGGUGAUCAAGACAGUCCCUCGUAGAAUAUAUAUCAGAAUAUUAAUCUGCGUAAAAUUGGAUUCUUUUUGCUAUAACUUUCUAGAGUUAAAUACCAACAUACGGUAUGAUUCUUUUAGCCUUUACGACAAAACGACGAAUUUGCGUAUAAUCAAGAAACCCGAAAAAAAAAAGAAAUAAAUCUUUAGCUUACAAGUGAUGAAUAAUUAAGUUGACUAAAGUACAAUAGCCAGUUGGAUGUGGGAUUGCCAAUUUUUAUUUUUUAGUAGUGUUUGGUUGGUUUUUAUUUAUUUAUU